Molecule: messenger RNA, 1669 nt
Organism: Nicotiana tabacum (common tobacco)
Lineage: Eukaryota; Viridiplantae; Streptophyta; Magnoliopsida; Solanales; Solanaceae
Product: akuammiline synthase 1-like
Source: RefSeq, a predicted model, not a curated record
AAAUACAAGGAGUACUAUAUAAGAAGUAAAACCUCACAUGCAUGGUACCCAUCUCUCGAUGACACAAGUUGAUAAUAGAUGGAAAUCCCAAAUUACAUCACUAUAUAUUAUAAGCAGAAUAAACACAAAUGUGGCAUAUAUAAUUGCCUGAGAUCUAAGCCAGAAAUUUAAACCAAAGUUAAUUAGCCAUGGAAAGAAAGAUAGAGAUAGUUUCUAUGGAGUUAAUUAGACCUCUUUCUCCCACUCCCAAUCACCUUAGAUGCUUCGAAUUCUCUUAUUUAGAUCAGAUGGCACCACCUACAUCUGUUCCCUUAGCUCUAUUUUAUCCUCCUCCUCCCCUGUAUGUUGGCGACGAAGCAAGGGCAGCUAAUUUAUCAAGAUUACUUGUAUUGAAGAAAUCUUUGUCUGAAACUCUUGCUCGCUUUUACCCUUUUGCUGGUCGAAUCAAGAACAACUCAAUUGAAUGCAACGACGAUGGGGUGCCUUUUUACGAGGCUUUUGCUCAUAAUUAUCAGUUGGAAGACGUUCUUAGACAACCCGAUGUGGAUAUACAUUUCCUUCCUACUGUUAAAGACAACUCAUUAUUGUCCUAUAGUACAGUUCCAUUACUCGUUCAAGUCACCAUUUUUGAAUGUGGGAGCAUGGCUAUUAGUACGCGUGUUUCUCACAAGAUUGUUGAUCGUGCCUCCUCGUGCACCCUGAUCGAUGCUUGGGCAAUCACUACUCGAGUUGGCACCAAAUGUGCAGUUCCAGAAUUUGUUGCUGCUGCAAAAUUCUUGCCACCCCCUAAUCCUCAAGUUUUGCCUACAUUGCUUGAAUCACAAAAAGUCUCAUGUGAUAAUAACCAACAUAUUAGUAAAAUCUUUUUCUUUGAUGCUUCUACUAUUGCAUCGCUCAAGGCUAAAGCCAUCAGCAAUGUAGUGCCGGUGCCCACACGCGUUGAAGUUGUUUCAGCUGUGAUAUGGAAAUGUGUCAUGGCUGCUACUUCAUCAGGGCCGAUUGGGAGAAGGUCGUCAUACUUGAUUCAAAAUGUAAACAUGAGAAAGCGGUUCGUCCCUCCAAUGCCAAAACAUUGUGUAGGAAAUGUCGUUGCAGUCAGCGUAGCCUGUAAAGGUGAGAAUGACUGUUGUGACUUGCCUACCUUGGUCUCUUGUAUAAGAAAAGGUUUAUUAGAAUUCAUUCCCAAAUAUAAGGAUAAACAAGAACGAGAUGAGGCGAUUUUUGCCAUUCCCUACGACAGCAUGGAGCUCACGAGAGCAUUUAGGCGUCGAGAGGUAGAUAUAUAUCUUAAUAGCUGGUGUGGCUACCAAUUUUAUGAUAUUGAUUUUGGUUGGGGAAAACCUUCGUGGGUUAGUCCAAUUGAACGUCACAAAAAUGUUAUUUUCUUGAUGGAUUCAAAAGAUGGUGGUGGAAUAGACGCAUGGGUACGUUUGAAGGACACAGAAACGGAAGUUUUUGAGCAUGAGCUUAAGUUGCUAGCAUUUGAAUUUGACAAAAAUUGAAGAGCUUUUCAGCAAGUUUACUGUUUACAUCAACUUCAGUUGUUAUCUCUUCUGUGUUGUCUGUGACGAAUAAAGCAAGAUGAAUAUGAACGAUUCAUGUAAUAGAUUCGGAAUGGUCGCGACUCGCGACGUUCUUUUUAUUGUACCAUAGUGGAAUAAAGCUUAUC